Medicago truncatula (barrel medic) is the source of this 438-nucleotide messenger RNA. RefSeq names its product classical arabinogalactan protein 1. Bases 1 to 438 code for a protein of 145 amino acids. NCBI's taxonomy places the organism in Eukaryota, Viridiplantae, Streptophyta, Magnoliopsida, Fabales, Fabaceae. The transcript is spliced from 2 exons. The record is from RefSeq and is a predicted model, not a curated record.
AUGGCUUCUUCCAAAACCGCUGUGUUGAUGCUUUUGGUUGCACUGUUGCUGAGUUCCGCCGUUGCUAGAUCAUCCCCCAAGUCUUCUCCGUUUCCAUCACCUGCUAUUUCUCCCUCCGCUGACUCACCAGUGGCGUCUCCUCCGGUACCUCUGAAUACACCAACGCCUGCGAUUUCUCCCUCCGCUAACUCAAUGGCAUCUAUAUCUGCUCCCGUACCUGUGAAGAGCAGUCCUUCUCCUUCACCGUCUGCCAUCAACUCUCCACCAUCUCCUCCUCAUGCUUCCCCAGCAGCCGCUCCUGCCAUUACUCCAUCGGCGAUCUCUACCCCUCCAUCUAAAGCACCAUCAACAUUCACAAACGCUGGCACCGCUUUGAACAGAUUUACAGUUGCCGGAUCUGCUGCUGUCGUGGUUUUCACGGCUGCUUUGAUGAUGUAG